UGAGGUGUCGGCCAUAUUGUGUAUCACGUGAUCGCAUGUCCAGCAAUACAAUGGCAUUCACUGACGACAACGCUAUCAACAGUUAAACACACAAUCAGUUCGUAAUUAUAAACACAAUUAAAGAGUUGUGUUAUGUUUUGCUGACCACUGACUGCACGCCAAACACCGCAAUCAUCUGCUGAAGACAUCACAUCACCGGAUCUGAUCCCAACAGAGAUGUCUGUUCACUACAAGUUCAAGAGCUCGCGGGACAAACACACCGUCAUCUUCGACGGCCUCCACAUCUCGGUGUCGGACCUGAAGAAGGCUAUUAUGGCACAGAGAAAGAUCGGCAAAUCAGCUGAUCUCGACCUCCAGAUCACGAACCCUCAGACCGGCGAAGUGUACGACUCGGACGCGGCGCUCAUCCCGAAGAAUACGUCCGUAGAGGUGGCCAGAGUUCCCGUGAGUGGCAACCAUAAGAAGUCGUGGUACGCGGAUCGACUCGACGCUAACUCAUCAAAAGGCGUACGAAAUGCCAACAGUCCGUCGCAUAAAGAAGUGUUGAAUAUAACAAAAUCGUCAAACAUAUCGACGUCUUAUGGGACGGAAGAGGAGGGGAUAACGGCAGCGAUAACACAAAGCACUCAGGAUUACGAUGUGUCCAAAUUUACUGAUGUGAAGCGAAGUACUGGUAUUCCGAGGAGUUUUAUGAUUCCGGCCAACGCUGACCAAAAGGGUGCUCUUCUGACAGCCAGUGGUGAUUAUGCCGUUCCUAUUAUCGAUCAUCAAGCGUAUGCAGUGGUGAAGAAAGAGAAGCCGCCGUUUAUGCCGAACAGCGACGAGUCGGACGGCCCGGAGUCGGGACAGGAGAUACCCGAAGACCUGAAGUGUACGGUGUGUCAGGACGUGCUUCUGGACGCAGUGCUCACCCCCUGCUGUGGAAACAGUUAUUGUGAUGAAUGUGUGCGGAGCGCUCUGUUGGAGAGCGAUAGCCACGAGUGUCCCACUUGUCACGAGCAGAACGUAUCGCCCGAUCAACUCAUACCCAACAGGUAUUUGCGGUCAGCGGUCACUAAAUUCCGGAGCGACACCGGCUAUCACAAGGACCACAAGUACGUGCCCUUCUCUGUCAAUGGGGUGGCGCCUAAAGGUCAGUCUCUAUCGGCGGCCGCGACUGUGGCCGUAACGCCAUCCACAGCGGCCACUGGCGUUGAUAGCAAACCCGACGUCAAGCCCAUCAUUGAUACUAAAGUGGACGACACACUCGACGCCAGACUGACACCUGACGUGACCGACACGACUACGACAGAGGCUGAGGACAAAACCGCGGUAAACGAUAUAAAAGCCGAGCCGUUUUCCUCUUCGCCACAGCCCUUGUCUUCUCCCAAACCUUCAGAGAGCGAGACUGCGGUCGAGAACUCGGCCGCCGACGUAUCGAUGGAUGAGGUAAUCCUCGGUUCGCCUAAAGUAGGCUAUGAUUUGGGUUUAGACGCCACGAGUCCUGACAUUCAUUCAUCCAAUUUGGGAACAAACGAAACGACAAAUUCAUUGCCACAGACCGACAAAAUUACGGCUGAAGACGGAACUGAUUCACAGCCGGGAUCGACGACCACCGGACCCAACACGCCGUUAGUGGACGAACCGUCUGACAUAUACGACGCCGCGGUCACCAAUGACCAGACCACUGUCCAGACGUCAUCGUCGUCUGACGUCAAUCCUGUCGUAUCAUUAGCUCAAUAUUCCAAUCAAACGGUUCCGAUGCAGGCAUACCCGCAGCGCCAUCGGAUGCCGGGGCCGCCGCCGCAACAGAUCCGCGCCAUUCGCACGACAAUCGGACCCCAGAAUCCCGCUAUGAUGGCCGCCGCCGGUCAACGUAACCCCACUUUACUACCUCCACCCCCGCGGGGCUCUUUCCCACCGCCGCCCCGACCCGGUAUGCCUCAGAACUUUCGCCCGAUGGCCGGUCAGCCCUAUCCCAUGGCUAUGAGUCACGCGAUGCCGCCGUACGGCUACCCGCCGCAGAUGAGACCCCCGACAUACGACCCCUACGGCUAUAUGGGUCCCCGAUCUCAGCACAUGAGUCAUAUGCACUCUAUGGCAAUGCACGGUAUGGCCGACGCCCCGCCACCCGGUUCUGCGCCAAUCACUGACCCCUACUAUAGCCAUACGGCCGCCAAUUACGACGACUACGAGGACCGACUCAACCGAUUCACCCGACAAUUGGAGUCCAAGUCCAGGAGUCGACCGAAACAGAGACGAAGCGCUUCCCGAUCUCGGAGUCGACAUCAUUCGCGCUCCAGAAGUCGUUCCUCAUCGUCGUCGACGUCUUCGUCGUCGUCCUCAACAUCCCGUUCAUCGCGUUUCACAAUGAGUUCCCGUAGUUUCAGCGGUACCUCUCGUUCCCGGAGCCGAUCCUAUUCGCCGCACCGCCGGAGGUCACGAUCGCGCGGCCGCUAUCGUCGCCGUUCGCGCUCUCCAUCGCCCGCUCGCUAUCGGGACUACAGAGAGAGCGGUCGCGAGCAGAGGUACCGCCGGUCGCGCUCUCCCUAUGGCGGCCGCAACCGUCGCGACGACGACCGCACUCACGGCCGGUACGCGAAGGACCGCACGAAAGACAACAACAAAGAGCGCGACAAUAAAGACACGAAACAUCGGGAGUUGAGAAGCGGUCGACACGAACGCAACGACACAUCCAAUCGUUCCUCUCAUCGAUCGGACGACAAGAAGUCGUCGAAAGACGCGUCCAAACAAUCGCAUAGUUCGCGGUGUCAUAAGAGUCGCACAACUGAUGACCAAAAGCGCUCCAAUCGUACCAAAGGUUCCGUCAAAGAAGAGCCUAAAGAUAAAAGAGUGCCAGAAAUAGAGGUGACCGCCGAUACCAUUGCCGCCGCCACUGAAGCGACGAACGCUUUAACCGAAACGAAAGUCGAAACCGAAUUAAUUGAUAAAAACAGCGAAAUAAUGGCCGAAAUAGAGGCAAUGGAUACUAAUGUUGUGAGUUAUGAAACCACCACUGAAUCCGAAGACAAAGUGCCCGAAUUGAUGGUAUCAUUGGAAGGGUAUAUAAGUGUACAAAAUGACAAAAUGGAGUCCAAUGAAGACAACAGAACUAAUUGUGAACUACAAGUGAUUGAAUCAAAUGCUGUGAAAGAAGAGUGCGAACCAAUUGAGAGGACAGACGAAGCAAUUAUGUUCACAGAAGCCGUGGACACACUCUAUGAUAACAACGAAUCCGAAUUAAUCACUAAAAACAGUGACUUCUUAUUCCUAACCGAACCGAUGGACACUUUUGAACCCGAGAUUGAGUCAAAGCCAGAGUUAGACGCAAAUGGGACACAACCGGACGGCGCGGACACGAAAUACAAGUCUAUGGACAACGACGACAAGAAUAAGUCGAGUGAUAGGAAGCGGUCCAAAGACAAGUCGAAGAAACAUCACAGACAUCACCACAAAUCCCAUUACGACUCGGAUUCGCGCCGUUCGGACGACCGGAACCGCAGCAGUCAUGCGAAGGAACGGAACAAAGACAAGGAUAGAGACAAAGACGGCAAAUAUCGGGAAUCGAGAAGCGGUCGACACGCGGAGCCAUCCAAUCGUUCGUCCCAUCGAUCGGACGAUAAGAAGUCGGCGGCGAAAGAGUCGUCAAAGCAAUCGCACAGCACUUCUCGAGUCAGUAGUAGUCAUAAGAGCGACGAUCAGAAGCGCAGCAAAACAUCGUCUAAAGACGAGUCCAACGAUAAGAGCGCAGAAUCGGCGGUCAAAUCGAUUGUUAAGAAAGAAGUGACGGACGCGACCGACACGACGGCCAUCAAAGCGGACACUAAGACAGUGAAUAACGAUAAGUCGAAAGCCAUUCCCAACGAUAAGCAAAGGGACGGUUCGGACAAAACUAAAGACAAACAGUCGACUGAAAACAAAGACGUGAAGAGCAGGUCUUCGUCGUCGAAGCGCUCAAAAGACAAGUCAAAGAAACACCACAAACACCAUAAGAGCUCAGACGACACCCGAGACAGCAAACGACGGGACGACGACUCGAAGAGUCGGUCCAAGAAGUCGUCGAAGAGGUCCCGAGAAGGCGGUGAGAUUACCGGAGGCGGUGUCGACACGAAGUUUAUUUGUCUGAUAGACGUCUAG
Medioppia subpectinata is the source of this 4116-nucleotide messenger RNA. The record is from the annotation of a GenBank genome assembly. NCBI's taxonomy places the organism in Eukaryota, Metazoa, Arthropoda, Arachnida, Sarcoptiformes, Oppiidae.